UGUGUUGAUACAUUUGGCGGUUUCUAAGUUGUUAUUGUUUGAUUAUAUCUUUGACUAUAGAAAAAUUAUAGGAGACAGAGGAUUAAGAGGAUUAUCUAUCAUAUUCGUGACUACUAAAAAAAAAUCACAUUUAAACAUAAUAACGUUUGCUUUAUAUAUUGCAUCUCUUAUGAACAUAAACGUUUUCGAAACCUUAGAAUACACAUUCCGAUGUCUUCUCAGGACAGAAAAAACAAGUUAGAAAUCUUGCAAGAAACUUAUAACGAAUUAUAUCGUUACUAUACUCUGUUACGUUUGAUUAGAGCUGAUCUUGAAAAAGUAGCAAAUAAUUUUGCUGCUAUAAAGGAAGCGUGAGAAUUUUGAUUUGAGAACACAAAUAUAUGAAUACAUAUAAAUAACAAUAUUUAUAUAAGAUUUCUUUCGCAAGAUACAAAAAUGAAUAAUCCAAAAGUUAGUUCUCUGAUGAAUAAUUCGCCAACAUCUUCAUCACCGCUGAGAAAGUCCAUAAAUGUUCGUAAGUUAUCUUCAACAAACAUAUCGGAAAAUGAUGACGAGGCGGAACGUAUAUCUCGCCGACGCGUGCAAGCCACGUCUGUAUCAUCCGUCACUCCCAGUGGCAAUUCCAACAAGAGACAUUCUCUGAGUUCUGCAUUCUUAGCCAAUAUUCCGGCAUCGAAAAUGGCCGAGUGUAUAAACGAAUGCAUAAAACUUAGCACGGAAAACAAAAUCAACACCAAGAACGCUUUCAGUCUGGAGAUAAUUGAUUUUAUGACCUACAUGAUAAAAAAACAAGACGCCAAUAUGUCGAGCCUGCAAGUGGCCAGCACGUCGUUGGACGUGAGUUCCAAGAUUUAUGGAUUUCGCGUGGACAGUGUGCACUCGGAAAUUUUGAAAAUAAUCGGCGGAUUGGACAAACAAACGAACACCGAAGCCGAGAGCAAAUCGGAUGAUGAUGAUGGAGAACUUGUUGACGAGGACGCGAAGGAUAAAGAAGAACCGAGGAAAAAGAAGAAGAAGAAGAAACACGGCAACCGACAAAAGAUUAUCACAACAGCGGAGGCAUUGGCGAGUCACGUUGAAGUUUUGAAACCGAUGUCGAUUACGUCGACGUGCGGCGAUCAACAGACCAGCGACGUGCUGUCUCUGGCGUCGUUGCCGAAUCACGCAACUUCCUGUUUCUACAUACACCCGUACAACGACGUGCUCGUCGACGUCGCGGAGGAUACCGCGGAAUCGCAAAACGACACGGAUAUGAGAUACAACGUAUCGUCCAUCGACGAUCUGUCCAAUUUAGAGAUCUGUUUGCCGUAUUCAAAUUUCGAGUUCCUCAACUGGUCCGUGGACAACGAGCAGCUGGAUACGGAUACGGAAGAGGCCGAGGAUUUGGAGAGCGACAACAGAUUUCAGUUCGAUCUGAACGCGAGCGUGGAACACGACGGCGACGAUCCCGCGUCGGAACCGAUGAAUUAUUUCGACAUAGAACACGACGACGAGAACAAAGAGAAUUACGCUCACGGAUGUUACCGGCAAUUGGCGAAUCGUCCGAACGAGAAUAUCCGAAAUGCCGUUCAGCCGCCGUCGAACAUCACGUCCGAAUAUUCCUUCGUUCAGCCGAAUUUAAGCUUGCACUGGGCCGGACCGUCUCACUGGAAGUUUCAAAAUUUCGCGAGACUGUCCGCCAACAACACCGACAAGGUGACGGCGUGCAAACAGGGUCCGUUGCGAAAAAGAAAGGAGAUCGAAUUGUUUUAUCGCGAAAACAACGACGCGAUAGACGCGAAGUACGCGCCCAGUCACUCCAACAAAUGGCCGAGCAAAACGGCCAAGGAAGAAUGGAGCACGGAGGCGAUUACGUUGCCGGAAGAUGUGCAUUACAAUGUCAAACUGUUGUUCAAAUUGUAUCUGCACGAGAAGAUAUCGAUGAACAACGAGAAGACGUGUAACGAGAGGAACGACGCGAUUGCCUUGGACAUAUCGGGUAACGAUAGAUACGACUACGAUAAUCCGAACGACACGAUGGAAUAUUGUCCCGAUGUGAACAACGACGAUUACGACGAGGUCGGCGCGGACGACUGCAACGUCGAGAACGACGCCAACACUCAGGGUUUGACCGGCGACAAUUUGGUCGCCGCGCCUAAACUAGCCAACAAGAUACCGAUUACGUACUGCGUGAGAGCGAAGAAGAUCGAUAUGCGACAAUUGAAAAAAUCUAUAUGGAUGUCUUUGAAUUCGAAGACCGACAACGCGGACGUAGCGAGGGACGAGGAUGAAGCGGCUACGAUGAGAACGAGCAAACGGUUCAGCAACGUUUACAAAACUCUGCCGAAAUUGUUAACGAAAUCCAACGCGGAAGCGUUGAGCGCGCCGAUGGCCUUCUUGUCUCUGUUGCAUCUGGCAAACGAGAAGGAAUUGAACCUCUGCUCGAUACCGGACAUGUCCGACAUCGUCGUCGCCGCCGCCGCGAGCUCGGAAGACAACGCAAACGUAGAAACGCAAAAUAGAAGCGAAGAAAAUAUUCUAUAGUAUCGCGCUGAUUAUUGUAGAUUAUUUAAGCGUUUUUUUUGGUUGGUUUUUUUUAACAAAUGCUUCUGCAGGAAGCCAGUUAUAAUUUUAAGGAAUAUUAAACAAAUCAAAUCAACGCUCGCAAUAACAAAUAAUAAAUAAGAUAAUAAGGUCAAUCGAGCUAAAAUACUUAGGUGUUAACAAAAACUUUUUUUAAUAUAACAAAUAAUUAAUAACGUUUCAACAACUUCAGUGUGAGAAAAAAUAUAUAAAAAAAAUGCAAAGUGAGUUUACAUAACAAUAAUAAUCAACGCAACAAAUACAUUAGAAAAGAUGUAAAUCAAGAAGGAAAUAAUGUAGUUUUUUAGUCUCACUCGGAAUGCAGAUCAUCCUUGAAAAUGUCAGUUUGUAAAUUUGUUGAUGAGUGUAACAAAGUUUAUGUUGAAAAUUUGAAAGUCAAACAAAUUUUUUGUUAACACCUAAGUAUUUUAGCUCGAUCGACCUUAUUAUCUUAUUUAUUAAGGAAUAUUAUUAUAACUCGAACAAUUUGCUUGUGAUAUAACAAGCGAUAGUUUAUUUAUCCACAGUUUUUUUUUAAACAUGAGAGAAAUGUUUUUUUAAACAUUCUUUUUAAAUUUUUGUUUUUUCUUCCAUUUUUUCAUUACAUAUCUCUUGGCGAUGCGAUCAAUUUUUUUAUUCUGUUUAAUUUGCGUCGACUGUACGCCGCACUUAGGAUUAACCGUCGAUAAGUUUAAAUAUUGUAUUUAAAAAAAAGAAAACACCGCAAAUUUAAUAAUUAGCAUUUUUUAAAUUUUAUUAUAAAUUUCUUCAACUUGUUCCUUUUGACGUUCAAGUUUUUAUAGAAAUGUGUCUAUCUGUACAUUUGUGUGCACAAAACUUUUUGUAAAAAAAAUAGUAGACGGACGGAAGCAGGGACUUAUACCGAUAUGCAAAAUACCGGUAUUUUACCGAUAUUAAAAAUCGGUUAAAAUACCGGUAUUUUACCGAUAUUUUGGGGUAAUACUAUGAAAACUACCUACUAUGCAAACCGAAAUGCAGAAAUACCGGUAUGACGUCAUACCGGUAUAUUUACCCAUAUUUACCUAUAUU
This is a messenger RNA of Pseudomyrmex gracilis, 3612 nucleotides long. RefSeq names its product condensin complex subunit 2. Bases 436 to 2523 code for a protein of 695 amino acids. The record is from RefSeq and is a predicted model, not a curated record. Gene Ontology annotation, molecular function: chromatin binding. The transcript has 2 exons. NCBI's taxonomy places the organism in Eukaryota, Metazoa, Arthropoda, Insecta, Hymenoptera, Formicidae. Gene Ontology annotation, cellular component: condensin complex. Gene Ontology annotation, biological process: mitotic chromosome condensation.